This is a messenger RNA of Psammomys obesus (fat sand rat), 1941 nucleotides long. It is a transcript of the gene Lsm8, whose product is annotated as LSM8 homolog, U6 small nuclear RNA associated. Gene Ontology annotation, cellular component: U4/U6 x U5 tri-snRNP complex; precatalytic spliceosome; U6 snRNP. The record is from RefSeq and is a predicted model, not a curated record. NCBI's taxonomy places the organism in Eukaryota, Metazoa, Chordata, Mammalia, Rodentia, Muridae. Gene Ontology annotation, molecular function: RNA binding. Bases 149 to 439 code for a protein of 96 amino acids. Gene Ontology annotation, biological process: mRNA splicing, via spliceosome. The transcript is spliced from 4 exons.
CGCUGAUUCGCCAGUGCUGAGGCCUCGUCCGUCUCGCGGUACUUGUGCUAGCCAGCGGGCGCGAACCGCUGCCUGUUUCUGGCCGGCCGUCGUUUGUCUCCCUGUUGCGGGCUUCUGUCUGAUUCCCGGGACCUCCGGGCCCAGCAGAAUGACGUCUGCCUUGGAGAACUACAUCAACCGAACUGUUGCUGUUAUUACUUCUGAUGGGAGAAUGAUUGUGGGAACGCUAAAGGGCUUUGACCAGACCAUUAACUUGAUUUUGGAUGAAAGCCAUGAGCGGGUGUUCAGCUCUUCACAGGGAGUAGAACAAGUAGUGUUAGGGUUGUACAUCGUGAGAGGUGAUAAUGUAGCCGUCAUCGGGGAAAUUGAUGAAGAGACAGAUUCUGCACUUGACUUGGGAAACAUCCGAGCAGAACCUCUGAACUCCGUAGCACACUGAAGACUCCAUGUGUAGUUAUAUGUCUGUAAAUCUGUACAGAAGCUGCUUAUUCCGAAGAUGAUGUUUAGAUUUUUGUAUGAGUGUGUAAUUGUGGGUUUUGACUUUAUGUUGGUACACUGUAAUAUGUAAAUUUAAAUAUUUCUACAUUUUUAUUGGGAAACAUUGCUUAAAAACAAAUGUAGUUGUCUGGUUUAUUUUUCUACUAAAUGAUAUAAAAAUCUAAGGAUCAUUUUGAAAGCUUAGAAAAUACUCUUACUUUUAAUAAUUUAAUAUUUAUGGGAAAUUGGCUAUUAUUGUAACUUAUACAUGCAAGUAAUAGUAAUAAAGGAGAAAUUUCCUUUGUUUUUUUUAGAAAGUUACCAGUCAGAAAGUUGCCCUCUACAGGUAUCUGAGUCGUAGACGUUCAUCGCUCUGCACUACAGCUCUCCAGCAUUGAAAAAUUGUUCUUUAGGUCUAAGACAUAUGAACAAAAAUUUUGGUUGAGUAAUAAAAAAUUGUGCAAACUUAGGUUGCAACAAAAGUUAAUAGGAAAGUAGGAGUAACCAAGAGGAUGUGGCUAAAUCUUUCGAUGUCCAGUAAAGUUUAAAAUUUUGUAGCUGAAAACAGAUUCUAUGUACCUAAAUAACAUUGUAUUAUUGAAUUUUUAAAAUAUAAUGGGUAAUAUCUGCUGUUAAAUGUGUUUAGUUUGGGUCAUUAGAUGUCUCUCGAUGCUUUUUCUAUGAAGCUACUUUCGUAAACCUGACUUUCCCAAAAAAAAAUUCAUAGAAGUAGUGUAAGUCGUAUUUAAAUAUUUUAAGCAUUCACAGAACUCUUCAAUCUAAUGUGUGGGCCAAAAUGGCCAUCUCAGUGAUAGAGUAGAAAAAUGUAGACAUCCUUGUAAUUAAAAUAAAACCUUUUUUUAAGUCAAAGUGCAAAUUCUGUAAAGAUCUAAAUAAUAAAAACCAAAACAAAACGAAACAAAUAAUUGAGCUUUAAAGGCCAUGUGAUCUCCAUAAUGCCUGCCUCCCAGGUUACAACAUAAGCAGCCAUAGAUAAUUCAAAAGUGCAGUCUUGGCUGUCUUCCCAAUAGAACUUCAUUUACAAAGCAGGCUGGCUCUAUUCAGUCUAAAUUCCAUAAUGUUAUGACUUAGCUUAAAAUAAGUUUGGAAGGAAAGGGUGAUGGACAGCUUACACUCUGAGUAGUGUCUGGAAAAGGCUGUCUUCAGUUUACGUCUGAGUUGCUUAACCCUUUAGUAUUCAGCUCUCCAGUGUAGUCAUUUUGGCUAAGACAAAAUAAGCCUUGUGAAGAAAGGGAGGAACAAAUGUAAAUAUGCAGGUGCAGGCUAUGCAUGAUAGCGCUCUGCAACCUGCGACCAGUAAUAAAAUGACUGUAAUCUGAGAUGGGUAAAGUGAGAGUUUAGGGACCAUGAGCCAGAAACACUGUUUUGAAUACAUGGUACUUUAUAUUUCUAAACCAAUUCCAAAAAUUAAACCAGAUCAAAGUUUUGUCUGAAGAGUAUAAA